This is a messenger RNA of Coniosporium apollinis CBS 100218, 381 nucleotides long. RefSeq lists its product as uncharacterized. The coding region runs from base 1 to 381 and encodes 126 amino acids. The record is from RefSeq and is a predicted model, not a curated record. The transcript has 2 exons. Lineage: Eukaryota; Fungi; Ascomycota; Dothideomycetes.
AUGGCCACCCUCCGCACCCUCCGCGCAAUAACCACCUCGCGCACCACCUUCCUCGCCGCCCGCACAGCACCGCAAUCACGGGCUCUGUCAACAUCGCAAGCCCUCCGCUCCGCCAGCCACGGUGACCACUACGAUCCCCCGACCGGCUGGCUGUGGGGCGUGCCCCCCGGAACGAAGCCGGAGAAGGAGGGCUGGGAGACGAUCUGGGUGUGGGGGUUUUUUGGGAGCUUGGGGCUGGGGGUUGUUGCGUAUGCUUAUAAGCCGGAUACGAGUAUACAGACAUGGGCCCUCGAGGAGGCGCGGAGGCGAUUGGAAGCUGAGGGCAUUCUCACGGACCCGGGAUUGAAGAAGGGGGACGUCAAAGCACAGAACACUGAGUAA